Messenger RNA from Talaromyces atroroseus, 1578 nucleotides. RefSeq lists its product as hypothetical. The coding region runs from base 1 to 1578 and encodes 525 amino acids. The record is from RefSeq and is a predicted model, not a curated record. Lineage: Eukaryota; Fungi; Ascomycota; Eurotiomycetes; Eurotiales; Trichocomaceae. Gene Ontology annotation, molecular function: thiosulfate-cyanide sulfurtransferase activity. The transcript has a single exon.
AUGGCCACAAAUAUAACCCCAGCCAAGUUGCGCCAGCAUUGGGCAAAUCGCCAGGAGAUUGCCCUCCUCGAUGUCCGCGAAGAAGGCCCCUAUGCCGAGUCCCAUCCUUUAUUCGCUCUCAGUGUGCCAGUGUCGGAGAUUGAGAAGAAGUUGCCGCCGCUGGUUCCUCGAUUGUCCGCCCCGAUUGUGGUCUACGACGACGGCGAGGGUUAUGUUGGGCGCGCUGCAGCCCGGAUAUUAGCCCUGGGAUACCGGCAUGUUGCCAUCCUACAAGGCGGCCUUUCUGGCUACGCUCAAAUUGGCGAAGUCUACCGCGACGUCAAUGUGCCGUCCAAAGCAUUUGGUGAGCUCGUUGAGUCGAUCACUCACACUCCGUCCCUCGCUGCGCGAGAUGUCAAGCACCUCGUGGAGAGUGAUAGUGAUGUGGUGGUCUUGGAUGCCAGGCGUUUUGAGGAGUAUAAUACAAUGAGCAUUCCCCGUGGCCGAAGCUGUCCGGGGGGAGAACUGCUGUAUCGUAUUUUUGAAGCUAUAUCCUCGCCGGAGACUACAGUCGUCGUUAAUUGUGCAGGUCGAACACGGAGUAUUGUUGGCACACAAUCCUUGAUCAAUUCUGGGAUCCCGAACAAAGUGGUUGCGCUCCGAAAUGGGACUAUUGGCUGGACAUUGGAAGGGUUGGAGCUGGAGAACAACAAGACGGACCAUAUUCCACGACCUUCAGUUGAGGCCUCGCAAAAGGCACGGCAAUACGCUGAAUCCUGGGCUGAUUAUAUCGGCGUCUCUUUUAUCGAUGGCGAACAGCUCCGUCGAUUUGCCGCCGAAUCGGAAGACCGGACUCUGUAUUUGCUAGACGUUAGAGACCCGGAGGAGUAUGCUCUUGGUCACCCAGCGGGCUUCACCAAUGCGCCUGGUGGUCAACUGGUACAAGCCACCGAUGAGUGGGUUGGUGUUCGGGGGGCUCGCCUUGUUCUAUACGAUACGGACGGUGUGCGAGCGCGCAUGACAGCCAGCUGGCUCGUACAGCUCGGGUGGGAGGUGCAUGUCUUUGAAGACCCGUCGCCAGUGCCUGAUGGCCUUCCGGCGCCUAAAAGGCCUUUAUGGCAUUCUCCAGAGUCUACUACUAUUACGACCCAAGAUCUUCAAAAUCUCCCAGGAGCGACUGUAGUCGAUCUCGCCCGCAGUUCGUCCUAUCGCAAAGGCCAUAUUCCCGGCGCAUGGUUUGCUUCUGGACCUGAACUUGUCCGAGACCUGACGGCUGUCACCGGUGACGGCCCUAUCGUGCUGACCUCGCCUGAUGGCAACAUUGCCGCCAUGAAUGUUGAGCAUGCACGCAACUCAGUCUCGCGACAGGUCUUGUAUCUGGCUGGAGGCACUGCGGCCUGGGUAGCAGCCGGUCAUCCGCUCGAGACCCAGUCUCGUUGGCUCUCGAAGCCAAUUGACGUAUAUAAAAGGCCGUACGAGGGCACAAGCAACGCUCGCAAGGACAUGCAGGGCUAUCUUGACUGGGAGUAUGGGCUUGUCGCGCAGCUGGCGAACGACGGGGUCGCUUGUUUUCACGUUGUACGGGACCGGCGUGGUUAG